This is a messenger RNA of Eurypyga helias (sunbittern), 2226 nucleotides long. Its product is annotated as disco-interacting protein 2 homolog B-like. The transcript is spliced from 18 exons. NCBI's taxonomy places the organism in Eukaryota, Metazoa, Chordata, Aves, Eurypygiformes, Eurypygidae. The annotation marks the transcript as partial. The record is from RefSeq and is a predicted model, not a curated record.
AUCACGCAAAAGGGGUAUGAGAAGAAGAGGGCAAAGCUUUUGGCUCCGUACGUUCCGCAGACCCAGGGGACUGAUCCAGCGUUACAGAAGGACUCCAGAACUCAGAUGCCGGCUCCAUCUGCAACUCCAGCCUCAGCAUCGUCCUCCUCCUCCUCGUCGUCCAAAUUUCACCGAGCUCGCUCAGGGGGCGCCAGAGAUGAACGCUAUCGAUCUGAUAUCCACACCGAAGCCGUUCAGGCAGCCCUGGCCAAGCACAAAGAACAGAAGAUGGCCCUGCCCAUGCCAACGAAGAGACGGUCAACCUUCGUUCAGUCUCCGGCCGACGCCUGCACUCCCCCAGACACGUCUUCCGCGUCCGAGGAUGAGGGGUCGCUAAGGCGCCAAGCUGCUCUUUCUGCUGCAUUGCAUCAGAGCUUACAGAAUGCUGAGUCUUGGAUCAACCGAUCUAUUCAGGGGUCAUCCACAUCCUCAUCAGCAUCCUCUACACUUUCCCAUGGAGAAGGCAAAGGGACCAGUGGGUCACUAGCUGAUGUGUUUGCCAAUACUCGAAUAGAGAACUUCUCCGUUCCCCCAGAUGUCACAGCCACCACCUGCCCUUCCUCAGCACGCCCAGCAGCCGUUGACCUCCCUCCUUCGGGAAUCGUGAAAGGCAUGCACAAGGGAUCCAAUCGCUCUAGUCUCAUGGAUACUGCGGAUGGUGUCCCUGUGAGUAGUAGAGUCUCCACAAAAAUCCAGCAGUUGCUCAACACCUUGAAAAGACCCAAAAGGCCGCCCCUGAAAGAAUUUUUCGUGGACGAUUUUGAAGAAAUCGUGGAAGUUCCACAGCCUGACCCGAAUCAGCCCAAGCCCGAGGGACGGCAGAUGACGCCUGUGAAGGGAGAGCCCCUGGGAGUGGUUUGUAACUGGCCUCCUGCCUUAGAAGCAGCUCUGCAGCGCUGGGGAACCACACAAGCCAAAUGCCCCUGUCUGACAGCACUGGAUGUUACUGGCAAACCGGUUUAUACCCUCACGUACGGCAAAUUGUGGAGCAGAAGUCUCAAGCUGGCCUACACGCUGCUUAAUAAACUGGGGACCAAAAAUGAACCCGUGUUAAAACCUGGAGAUAGGGUAGCCCUUGUUUAUCCCAACAAUGACCCGGUCAUGUUUAUGGUGGCGUUUUACGGCUGUCUCCUGGCAGAAGUCAUACCAGUGCCUAUAGAGGUACCUCUUACCAGAAAGGAUGCUGGUGGUCAGCAGAUCGGAUUUCUGCUGGGAAGCUGUGGCAUUGCUUUGGCGCUCACCACUGAAGUUUGUCUGAAAGGGCUUCCAAAAACCCAAAAUGGAGAAAUUGUGCAGUUUAAAGGUUGGCCCAGACUCAAAUGGGUUGUGACAGAUUCAAAAUAUCUCUCCAAAUCUCCUAAGGACUGGCAGCCCAACAUCUCAGCUGCAGGAACUGAGCCAGCAUAUAUUGAGUACAAGACGAGCAAGGAGGGCAGCGUGAUGGGCGUUACGGUGUCGCGGAUUGCCAUGCUGUCUCACUGUCAAGCCUUGUCCCAGGCCUGCAACUACUCCGAAGGUGAAACGAUAGUGAAUGUUCUGGAUUUUAAGAAGGAUGCGGGGCUGUGGCACGGCAUUCUGACGAAUGUAAUGAACAAACUGCACACUGUCAGCGUGCCCUAUUCUGUGAUGAAAACCUGUCCGCUCUCCUGGGUGCAGAGAGUCCACGCCCAUAAAGCAAGAGUCGCUUUAGUCAAGUGUCGAGACUUGCACUGGGCCAUGAUGGCCCAUCGAGACCAAAGAGACGUCAGUCUGAGCUCCCUGCGCAUGCUGGUUGUAACCGACGGUGCAAAUCCUUGGUCCGUGUCCUCAUGUGAUGCCUUCCUGAGCUUGUUUCAGAGCCACGGGCUUAAACCAGAGGCAAUUUGUCCGUGUGCCACGUCUCCAGAAGCGAUGACGAUCGCCAUCCGGAGGCCUGGGGUCCCCGGGGCGCCGUUGCCUGGAAGAGCCAUCCUGUCCAUGAACGGGCUGAGUUUCGGUGUGAUUCGUGUCAACACUGAAGAUAAAAACUCUGCUCUCACUGUCCAGGACGUUGGCCACGUGAUGCCAGGAGGGAUGAUGUGUAUAGUGAAACCGGAUGGACCCCCGCAGCUCUGUAAAACAGACGAGAUCGGGGAGAUCUGCGUUAGCUCCCGGGCAGGAGGAAUGAUGUACUACGGGCUGGCGGGGGUGACAAAGAACACGUUCGAG